Tripterygium wilfordii is the source of this 1641-nucleotide messenger RNA. RefSeq names its product protein PHLOEM PROTEIN 2-LIKE A10-like. NCBI's taxonomy places the organism in Eukaryota, Viridiplantae, Streptophyta, Magnoliopsida, Celastrales, Celastraceae. The coding region runs from base 211 to 1440 and encodes 409 amino acids. The record is from RefSeq and is a predicted model, not a curated record. The transcript has a single exon.
GCCGCCCCUGCUCUCUCUCUUUGAUGCCUUAUCUUCCUUACAUCCAUCAAGUCUAGAUGUUUCAGUCGUGCGAGUCUAGAUCUCUCACUCUACAAAUUAAAGCAAAUCUCCCCCUCAAUCCUUUCCGUGUAGGAUAAUCCCUUCUACUGCUAUCUAUAAGACAUGGUGAAGGUUCUAUAUAUGACAUGAUUGGAAUUUCUUUGGUGAGUCAUGGACCUGCAAUUGCUUAACAAGGGUUUUCAUUAUACAUUGAAGAGGAGGAAGUGGCUUCUUCUUUUGGCGUCUUUGGGUUUCACUGGUUAUGGUGCCUACAAAUUUUAUCACUCCCCAUCAAUAGCUUUAAAGCGAAAGAGAGUUUUGACGCUUCUGGGUGCUUUAAUCUCUGUAGCUGAAGCUCUCUCUCAUUCUGCCGAAGCAAGAGGCGUGGUCUCCGAAGAUAUAAAAGAGUUUCUAGGAUCCGAUUCUGACAAAAUUCCUGCUAGUCUGAAGCAGAUUUCGAAAAUCGCAAGGUCAGACGACUUCUCUGGGUCGGUGGUAAGCGUCACUCGAUCUUUAACUGUUGGAAUUUUGCAGGCCAAGGAAAGGAUCGAUGAUGGUGACGUGAAUGCCAGUCCAAGUUUCUUGGAUCAGGUUUUGGAUAAGCUCUUUACGUCUGCUGGGUCUGGUUUUGCUUCUGUUUUUGUUGGAAGCUUUGCUAGAAACUUGGUCAUGGCGUUGUAUUCAUAUGGGGAAUCAAGUUCGACUGCUAUUCCAAGUUGGGUCAAUAUUGUUUGCAGUAACAAGUCCAGAGAGCUCAUUGGUGAUUGGAUUCAAUUGUUUGUUAGCACUGCAGUAGGUGUUUAUCUUGAUAAGACUGCCGGCAUUAACACCUAUGAUGAAUUGUUUGCGGGAUUGACUAAUCCCAACCAUGAAAGGAAAGUGAGAGAAAUAUUGAUAAUGAUCUGUAAUAGAGCAACGGAAACUCUAGUCAAAACAUCCCAUCAAGUAUUAUUUAUGAGUGGCAAUUCAGAUACAAAUUCAAGUACGGCUUCUCCCUGCACAACUAUGGAUCAAGAAAAUGUUACACAUGACAAUGAUCUUCUUUUUGGAGAAGAGGAAUUAUCAACAAAUCUGAAAGUAAGAAACUCAUCAAAUGAAAAUGCAUGGAUUAGUAAAGUGUCAUCAACUUUGGCAGUGCCAAGGAAUAGGAAGCUUGUUCUUGAUGUUACUGGGAGGGUUACAUUUGAGACGGUUAGGUCUUUCCUAGAAUGUUCGUUGGAGAAGCUUUACGACUGUAUAACAAGUUUUGCUAAUGUUGUCCAAGAAGCAUUUGCUGAGUGUGGGCAUGGAGUUGUUAGAUUUGUUACCGCUAAAUGUUCUUUUCUUGCAGGCGUAUGCCUUUCUUUGUGUUUGCACGUUUUGGGUGGUGAUUGGUUUUCUCUACCAGUAUUAAGUUGUUGAGUGUUUCUGUUGAAUCACUUCACGUUAUAUAUGAUAUGGAUGAUGUUUCUCUGAGAAAAUGGAUUGAUUUUUUACUCCUACUUCAACGACAAUCUGAAAUGCUUGUAUCCAGCAGAGGUGUUUGUCAUGGUAGGAAUUGUAAUUGUUUUGUCUGGAAAUUAUGGAAAAUUUGUUCUUAUUGUUGUUGAUUUGAGCAGACGA